This is a messenger RNA of Stegostoma tigrinum, 1889 nucleotides long. RefSeq names its product sideroflexin 2 (gene sfxn2). The transcript has 13 exons. The record is from RefSeq and is a predicted model, not a curated record. Gene Ontology annotation, molecular function: monoatomic ion transmembrane transporter activity. Lineage: Eukaryota; Metazoa; Chordata; Chondrichthyes; Orectolobiformes; Stegostomatidae. Bases 500 to 1477 code for a protein of 325 amino acids. Gene Ontology annotation, biological process: monoatomic ion transport; serine import into mitochondrion. Gene Ontology annotation, cellular component: mitochondrial inner membrane.
CCCCACUUUGUACUCGUGUCACCCAGAGCUGACCUUCACUUGCUGUUCCUCAGUUUUCAUCCCCCCACCAUUGGCAACGUUCAGUCACUAUAUGAGUGCAACUUCCAAACAUGAUCGCUUGACCUAAAAGCGAAAAAUUAGUGAUUGGAGAUUCUAAAUGAGUUUUCGACUCAUACAGCAAUUAUUUGCCACUUGUCGGAUUGAAGAUUUGCAUUUCUGUGGUGCCUUUCACGACCUCGGAUGUUUCAAAAGUGCUUCAAAGUGAAUGUGAUACUUGGGAGCAAAAAAAACAAAGUUGCUGGAAAAGCUCAGCAGAUGAUGCCAGACCUGCUACCUCUGUCUGUGAUUCUCAUUUGUUUGAAUUCAAAAUUUAAGGAAAUUGAAAGUUCAUAAUGUCAAUGAACCAGCACAAACAUCUGUGACCCACCUACUGUUUCAUGAACAUUUCCUCAGAACAGAUCAAUACAUUGUCAUAUUAAUCUGGUUUGAAAGUGCUAAGAUGUCAGAAAGUACAGUGGAUCUCACUAAAUUUGACAUUGCUGCACCUCGUUGGGAUCAGACAACUUUCGUGGGCAGGCUUAAGCACUUUUUCAACAUUACAGAUCCUCGCACAGCGUUAAUGUCAAAUGCAACCCUUGACAAAGCCAAGGAUUUGGUUGACAGUUUCAGAGCAGGGUCUGUGCCUCCAGGUACGACAGAGGAGCAGUUACACUAUGCUAAGAAACUGUACGACUCUGCGUUUCACCCAGACAGUGGAGAAAGGAUGAAUUUAAUUGGGCGAAUGUCAUUUCAGGUCCCUGGUGGAAUGGCUAUCACUGGCUUCAUGCUGCAGUUUUACAGGACAGUUCCAGCUGUGGUGUUUUGGCAAUGGGUGAACCAGUCAUUUAAUGCCUUGGUCAAUUAUACAAACAGGAACGCAGCUUCGCCAAUUACUACAAAACAAAUAGGAGUAGCGUAUUUGACGGCAACGAGCACUGCCCUAGCAACUGCAGUUGGACUGAAUCUAUACACAAAGAAAGCUCCCCCUUUAUUGGCGCGCUGGGUCCCUUUCGUUGCCGUGGCAGCUGCUAACUGUGUGAACAUUCCAAUGAUGAGACAACAGGAAAUAAUAAGUGGAAUUGCUGUGACAGAUGAAAAUGACAAUAAACUGGGAAAAUCAAGGACUGCUGCCGUAAAGGGUAUCACACAAGUAGUAAUCUCUAGAGUUACCAUGGCCGCUCCAGGAAUGAUUAUUCUUCCCAUCAUGAUGGAACAUCUGGAGAGGUAUCCAUUCAUGCAAAGAAUCAAGUUUCUCCAUGCCCCAUUGCAAGUAAUGCUGGUCGGAUGCUUCUUGAUCUUUAUGGUUCCCGCUGCAUGUUCUCUUUUCCCUCAGAGGUGUUCUAUGAAAGCUUCUAAAUUGGAGCCAGAGCUGAGAGAUUCAAUAGCUGCAAAGUAUGGAGACAAAGUGAAAUAUGUCUAUUUCAACAAGGGGCUGUAGACUUUAGGUGGCAAUAUCCUGUGAAGAGCUGAGGACUCCUUUAGUUUUUGAACUUAUCUCAAAAUAACAAGGGGUACAGUUAAGAAAAAAAGUUAUUGCAUAUAAAACUCUUAAUACUAUCAACUCCUGUUGAGAUCCUACCACACCAAAGAGUCACUUUUGGGCUAUUUGCUCCAAUGUGUUUACCAUCUGUUAAUAUUUUUCAACACAGUGACUUGGCAGCAGAAUCAAAACUCACUUCACACGCACAGAAAACUGAGAGACAUCAGACUGAAUUGAAUCGGAUUAUAUGGUUACAUAUAUAGAUAGCUACACCAUUUCUAGGAAGUCAUGUUCAAUGUGACCACUGGCAUUUUCCCAGUUGGAAGUGAAAGGAAUAUGAGAGGGCAGUAAAUGUUUUACACUGUUGUGA